Messenger RNA from Coprinopsis cinerea okayama7#130, 1299 nucleotides. RefSeq lists its product as hypothetical. The transcript is spliced from 7 exons. Gene Ontology annotation, molecular function: zinc ion binding; RNA polymerase II cis-regulatory region sequence-specific DNA binding; DNA-binding transcription activator activity, RNA polymerase II-specific. Gene Ontology annotation, biological process: regulation of transcription by RNA polymerase II. NCBI's taxonomy places the organism in Eukaryota, Fungi, Basidiomycota, Agaricomycetes, Agaricales, Psathyrellaceae. Gene Ontology annotation, cellular component: nucleus. Bases 1 to 1299 code for a protein of 432 amino acids. The record is from RefSeq and is a predicted model, not a curated record.
AUGUCCUCUGAAUCCUUUCAACCUAUACAACUCAAGGGCGAAAUUAUGGACCUCGAAUUCACAGUCGACACAGACCACAGGAAGAGGAGGCGAAACCGGACAACCCAGAGCUGCCUUAAUUGCCACACAUCCAAACGAAAGUGCGACCGCAAGAGGCCUUGCCAGAGGUGUAUCCAGCUAGGUCUCACGGGCCUAUGUGUUUACGAAAUUGACGACCCCGCCUUGCGGGACGACCCCUCUCUCGACGAAAACACGCGACUCCGCAAUCGAAUUGCGGAGCUAGAAUCGCUCGUGCGCGAGCUCAGAGGCAAGCCUCAUCCUCGCUGGGCAGACAGCAACUUCCGGGACGGCGAUCCCAACGAAAAGUGGCAUUCGCGAGCCACUAAAUGUAUUCCACUUCAGAAACGCAGCGCGACUCUCAACGACGACCACAGUGGGCGCAACGGUCGAGCCUUGCCUACCCUGUUGAGCCCUAUCAAAACUGAGCCCUCCGCCGAGGCGCCCAACCCCAACUUGUACCGCUUCUCCCCCUCUCCUGCGCCUAACAGUGUGCGGUAUCACACCUUUGACGUCCGGCGCACGUCUUCGAACGGAUCGUUCAACGAGGAUCAGCAACGUCCUCAAACGCAACAGGGACAACAGCCGUACAACUCUCCUCCAUCCCUUGGCAUGACAUACCCGACGUCGCCCAACAAUAGCCAGUAUAAUGGUAACUCGACCUCGUCCUCCUACUCCGACAACGGGAGCAACGGGUACCCUCCUCUCACGAACAGCCCCGAUGGGAACAACAGCACUUAUAACGACCAGUACUCCACGACAAACGGGUCGACUCCUCAAGGAUACUGCCCAUGUCGAACCAACCCUAGCACUGGAGUGGCGUACAUUAAUCUCUCACAGCAGCUUCAGAGCUCGCUGACCACCCUCCGGCAGUUCAGCCAUCACCCGCCGAAUACGAACUGCUUGACCUAUCGGCGCGUGGUCGAGCUUAACGAUCUCCUCCAGCCUUCAUCCCCUCGUAAUAGCAACACCGUCGAACACUCCAGCAACGGAGCGGCUACCAACGGCACCAGCAGCUACGACAGCAGCACGCCGUCUGAUAACGAGCUCUUGACUCCCCUUUCUGCUUCCAGCGGUGGAGGCGGCGGCGGCCAUACGACCACCAACCACUUCCAGGCUACCACGGGUUCGCCAGGGAUGCCGCCCCAGGAAUGGAGCAAUAUGACCACUGGAGGCUACAACCCUUAUUUCUCGAUCCCGCCUGCAGAACAUCAUGGCGUCUACACGCAUGUCAUCACCUGA